AUGCAGCUCUUCAAAGUGUUCCUUCCGCUAGCAGUCACUGCGCCUUUCGUUGCGGCGCAUCCACCAGGACCUCCGAGGCCGCAUGCUUCGCCCAAACAACGAGAAAUCUCAACAAGCUGGGCUGGCGUCAACUCCUAUUUCCUUCACGCUUACCAGACCGCCGACCGCAUCGCUGUCCUCGAUGCUAUCAAAGAUGCGAAACUCAAAACACUACGGUUGUUCAUCUCUUUUACGCCAGCGAACAACAAGGCUACGGGUUCCGUCAAUAUGCCAGACAUCGAGCCUAACCAAGUUGGCACGUACGAUGACACGCAGUUGAGGGCCAUUGAUCAGCUGAUGAUAGAAUCUCGUGAAAGAGGCAUCAAAUUGAUCAUCGCGAUGCAUGAUCGCUACCAGUUGGGCUGCUGGGGGAAUGAUACAUAUGUCUCAAAGUACAAGCUUCCAGCUCUGGAUUGUGCAGUAAAGCCCGCUGCGCAGAACGAUGUGACGUUCUUCUACCAGGACCCAUCACCAAUUUCCGACUUUGAUAACCGCCUUACCCACAUCCUUGAGCACAAGAACACGCUUCUUCCAGGUGCGCCGCAAUGGAAAGAUUUAUCGGAGCACAUAUUCUCCUUCAACAUCCAAAACGAAGGACAGGGUCAUUUGCGCAACAAUAUUGCGCCAGCUCCGGCUUGGUGGUGCGACCGCAGCAAGAAGAUGCGCAGCAUUAUGGGAAACAGCGCAAUCUUGAUCUCAACUGCAUGCGCAAUCAAGCUAACUCCAAACUCAGGCGGCGGCAACGAAUUCCCCAACUCCGACAUCCCCGAAAACUGGGCAUGCCCAACCCUCGACCUCGUCGACAUCCACUCCUACAGCGGCGUCUCUGAAUUCCGCAACAAAGCGCCCAUCGCACUCGAGCGCGCCCAGGACGCCAACAAACUCGUCCUAUUCGAAGAGUUUGGUGCUUCGGGUGCCGACAAGGCGAAUGUUGUUGGCCAGCACAUUGACGUCUUCAAUAACCUGAAGGUGCCGUGGAUGAUCUGGCAGAUCAACAAGCCGGGUAAGGGCGCGAACGACUUUGAGUUUUGGACAGAUGAGAGCACGUUUGGUGUUGUGAAGACGGGCUCUGAGACCGCUUUGGGGCUGGCUGGUGCGCAAAAGUUUCCAAAUCUUUCUUGA
Parastagonospora nodorum SN15 is the source of this 1161-nucleotide messenger RNA. RefSeq lists its product as hypothetical. Gene Ontology annotation, molecular function: hydrolase activity, hydrolyzing O-glycosyl compounds. The record is from RefSeq and is a predicted model, not a curated record. The transcript has 5 exons. The coding region runs from base 1 to 1161 and encodes 386 amino acids. NCBI's taxonomy places the organism in Eukaryota, Fungi, Ascomycota, Dothideomycetes, Pleosporales, Phaeosphaeriaceae.